Mobula hypostoma (lesser devil ray) is the source of this 1333-nucleotide messenger RNA. It is a transcript of the gene clrn2, whose product is annotated as clarin 2. NCBI's taxonomy places the organism in Eukaryota, Metazoa, Chordata, Chondrichthyes, Myliobatiformes, Myliobatidae. The record is from RefSeq and is a predicted model, not a curated record. The transcript is spliced from 3 exons. Bases 274 to 972 code for a protein of 232 amino acids.
UUAGGUUUUUUGAAAAUUGCAAUGUACUCAAAAGAAAAUGUAAGCACUAUCAAAUGAAUAACAACAAUAGUAGGACUAAUGAAUCACUGGACAAUAUAUGUCUGAGUUGCUUUAAAUUACCUUAUUACAUCAGUGACGAAUUGUAAAGCAUCAAAAUAGGUUUGCAGUAAGAUUUAGCAGCAACUUUGCUUCAACUAGAACUGGAAGACUUCCGUGAGCCAUUCACUUAUUAAGAGAGUGACAGAGACCUGUAUUAAAAUUACAUUUCAUGUGAUGCCUAACCUUCUGAAGAAAGCUCUGUUUUCUAUAUCUGCCAUUGUAAGUUUUUUAUCUGCAAUCCUGCUUGCUGUGGCACUAGGAACAACACGAUGGGUGACUGGUACCAUUUUGUGCAAAACAGGGGCUGAAAUAGUGAAUGCUACAGAUCCAGAAAUGGCAAAGUUUAUAGGACACCUUUACUAUGGAUUAUUCCGAGGACGAAAAGUACGGAAGUGUGGUCUUGGAGGACGGUACUCUGAAAUCACAAUUUUUCCACAGUUGGUGAAAACAUUGAAUACUGCUGUUCACAUUUUGGUUAUAUUGUUUAUCUGCCUAGCAAUUGCAUUUGCUAUGGUUAGUUUUGGAUUUUGUAUUUACAAUGCAGUGAAAAUCCCUUACCAAGCCAUGAAAGGAUCAAUGGGCAUCCACCUAUGGAAUUUGUUUGCAAGUCUAUGUGGAUUGUUUGCAAUUGUUUGCUUUUUUGCUGCCGUGAAACUUCACCACCACACAGAACGAGUUGCCAAUUUUCGUGAGCAAGUCUUUAAGUUUGUUAUACUUCAGGAAUACUUCGACUCUUCCUUCUGGAUUUGUGUGGCAAGUCCUGUGGUACAUGUGGUGAAUAUUCUAAUUGUGUGCAUCAGUGGAGUACAAUUCCCCACAUUGAAGACCAAGUCAGAGGAAGCAAAUGUGACAGCUGAAGACCUGAUGUACUAGUAUUGGUAUCAUGCAGGAACAUAUAAUUGGAAAAUUUCACCUGUAAUGAAGUACUUCCAAAAGCCAAAUACAUCUUGUUUAUCUUGUGACAAACAAUUCAUAUCUGGUGUAAUAUUGGAGGAGCCCUUAAAACUAACAUUAAAUGUAUUUUGUCUCGAUAGAGCUACACACAAGUUGUUUUUUUAUGUACAAAGUGUAAAUAUUUAAUAGUAAAACGUGUAUUUUCUUCAUCCAGCCAGUUAUUAUUCAAAAUCUUCAUUUGCUUUGAUAUGUAUUUUAAAACUUUUUUUCAUAUGCUUGUGAAAAUGUGUUGGAUGUUUGACAAAACUACAUAACUGUCAUCACUGAGAAUAAAAUAAAA